Thrips palmi is the source of this 1713-nucleotide messenger RNA. RefSeq names its product cytochrome P450 4C1-like. The record is from RefSeq and is a predicted model, not a curated record. The transcript is spliced from 5 exons. Gene Ontology annotation, molecular function: iron ion binding; oxidoreductase activity, acting on paired donors, with incorporation or reduction of molecular oxygen; monooxygenase activity. NCBI's taxonomy places the organism in Eukaryota, Metazoa, Arthropoda, Insecta, Thysanoptera, Thripidae. Bases 39 to 1604 code for a protein of 521 amino acids.
CUCCAUUCAGUCCCAGCCGACGCGCCGAGGCGACGACCAUGGCGGCGGCCUUGUUGUGGGUGGCGGCCGCGGCGCUGCUGUACCUGACGGCGCGGGUGGUGCGCUUCUACCGCCGCGUCUGGAGGAUGCACCGCCUGACGGCCGACAUCCCCGGGCCCGCGCCCUACCCGCUCAUCGGCAACGUGCAUCGGUUUCUGACGCCGCUCGACCGCAUGUACCAACUCAUGGACUCGCUGUGCGCGGACUUCGGCUACCUCUUCAAGUUCUGGAUCGGCCCUUGCCUGGGCGUCGCCGUCCUGGACCCGGAGGACCUGCAGGUGGUGCUGACGAGCCCCGCCCUGGCCAGCAAGCCCGACGAGUUCUACGAGUGCCUGAUGCACGUCGUGGGCAGGGGGCUCAUCACCCUCAACGGCAGCGACUACAAGCGGCACCGCAAGGCCAUCACCGCCUCCAUGCACUACGACAUCCUGCAGGAGUUCGUCACCAUGUUCGGCGUCAACUGCCGCGAGCUGGAGGCCCGCCUGGACCCGCUGGCCGAGACCGGCGAGGUGUUCGACGUGCUGCACGACCUGGGCCGCUGCGCCAGCCUGUCCGUGUGCCGCACCGUGCUGGCCGCCGAGGCGCCCGGCCUGGAGGCCGAGCGCGACGCCUUCGUGCAGAUCGUGCACGACGCCAGCAAGGUGAUGCUGUACCGCGGCCUGCGGCCCUGGUUCCGCAGCCGGCUGCUCUUCAAGCUGUCGUCGUGGUACGAGCGCUACUACCAGGUCGUCGAGGGCGGCACCAACUUCGCCGACAAGGUCCUCACGCAGAAGACGCAGAUGCUGCAGCAGACCGCGCCCACCACGCCCGCCCCCGCGGCGCACCGCCGCCAGACCUUCCUGGACACGUUCCUGUCGUCGACCGAGGCGAGCGUGCUGACGCGCGCCGAGCUGCUGGACGAGCUCAAGACCAUGCUGUUCGCCGGCAUCGGCACCUCCAUGGACUUCCAGUCCAUGUUCCUGCUGUGCAUGUCCCUGUACCCGGACAUGCAGCGCAAAGUGCAGCAGGAGCUGGACGACGUGUUCGGGUCGGACAGGGACCGCGACAUCGUGGCCUCGGACCUGCCCCACAUGAAGUACCUGGAGUGCGCCCUCAAGGAGGCGCUGCGCUUCUUCCCCUCCGUGCCGGUCUUCGCGCGCGUGGCCUCGCAGGACGUGCCGCUGCCGUCGGGCAGGGUCAUCCCCGAGGGCUGCUACGUGGGCGUGUUCCCCCUGUGGACGCACCGCCACCCCAAGUACUUCCCCGACCCGGAGCGGUUCGACCCCGAGCGCUUCACGCCCGAAAACAGCAGAGACCGGCACCCGUUCGCGUUCAUACCGUUCAGCACGGGGCUGAGGAGCUGCAUCGGCCAGCGGUUCGCCAUGAUGUUCGCCAAGACGGUGGCGGCCUCGGUGCUGCGUCGCUACGACGUGCUGCCCGACCCCGACGGCCCGCGCCGCCUCGUGGACGUGCCCCUCGUGGGGGGCAUCUCGCUGAGCGUCAAGGGCGGCGUCAAGGUGCGCCUGCGCCGCCGGGGGCCGCACGGCCUCGAGCACGCCGAAGAACCCCCGGUCUACGGCCUGUGAGGCCUGUAGCGAGGAGGCGCCUGGUCCGGCAGAGGCCUCCGCUUCAUUCAGUGUCAUUGUGCCAAAAAUACAAAAUGUACAAAUUGUACCCCCCACCCCCACCCCAUGU